GGAUGGAAAAAUGGCUGGAAAAGAGGAGCAUUCACACUAUGAACUUGCGGUCUGUAUUUACUGCCGAGCAGCAGCGGAUCCUGGAGCGCUAUUACGAGAGCGGCAUGACCAAUCAGAGCAAGAGCUGCUUCCAGCUCAUCCUGCAGUGUGCCCAGGAGACCAAACUCGACUUCAGCGUGGUCAGAACGUGGGUAGGGAACAAGCGUCGGAAGCUGGCGUCUAAGGCGGAUCAGAACGGUGCCGCCGCUCAAGCUCUGUCCCAUCAGCAUGUUUCUUGUGCAUCUGUCGCCGGCUCGCUGCUGACGGCUGAGAUGGCAGCCAUGCGGAGCAUCCAGCGCGGCCCCCCGGUGACCCACCUCCUCCCUCCGCAGGCCUCGUCCUCCUCAUCCUCCUCUUCUCCAGCAUCUUCCUCCCCGCUCAGCGACGUGAUUCUGACCGGCGUUUACGCCAACUGCUUCAGUGCUUCUACUCACAAUAGGACAGGGACGAAAUCUUUGCCCUCACUGUCAGAGAUGGAGCCGGCCGCUCACGAUUCUGCGGACGCGGCAGCGCAUCGCAGCGCCAUCGCGGCCGGCAUGCAUCGGAAAGCCCCCAUCGUCCCCGGCUCCAACUCCGCUGGAAGCGCUCCCAGCUGGGCCAAGCAUCCGUCGCAUCCGUCCUGGCCUCAGACGUCCCCACAGAAACCAGCCCCGGCUCAGAUCCAGCAUGUCUUCACUCUGGCCGGAUUCGGCGAGCCGUCCCAGCGCCCGCGAGACCCGGCGGGGAGGAAGACGAGGCCGGUCGAGGCGGCGGAGGUCUUCUCGAUCGCGAUGGAGACGGGCGACGCUGAUGACGAGUACGCCAGAGAAGAGGAGAUGGCCAGCAUGGCGGCGCAGAUGCAGUGCGGCAGAGGCUGUGUGGAUGGUGGGCGGAGCUCCAGCGCUGCUUCCUCUUCCUUGACUGACAGCUCGGGACUCACGGAGAGGAGCCAGCCGGCCUGUGCGCUCAACCCCUCAAACUCUGCUCUCUUUGGAGAGAAGGGAUGUCAAACCGGCAGCAUCUUACUGAGCAGAACAUCGUCCCCCGGCAGCUUCCCGCUGAAACUGCUCUCGCAGACAUCUUCCAGAGCCCCCUGUCUCAAGGUAUCAAGCAACAUGUCGGCUCCCUGGCUUCACAGUAACUCGCGGAAAAGAACGCUGCAGGACAGGACGCAGUUCAGCGACAGAGACGUGUACACGCUGAAGCGCUACUGGGAUAAAGGCAUGACCAGCCUGGGCUCUCUGUGCAGAGAGAAGAUCUCCGCGGCCGCCAGCGAGCUCAGUGUGGACACAGAGAUCAUCAAGACGUGGAUUGGUAACCGCAGGAGGAAGUACCGUUUGAUGGGCAUUGAUAUCCCUCCGCCUAAAGGAGGGCCGGUCGUGUUCCCGAAUCCGACCGAUCCCCGUUCCCCUCACGUCCUCGAGGAUGACUGUCUGACUCCUGAGUGAGAGGCCAGCGAACACAACGGCCAAGUGUCACUCUGUUUGUCUGACGAUGGAGCCAGUGAUAUAUAUCUAAAGGAACAUGAUGAUGUGAACGAUGAAUCAGAUGGUUCCACUCCUGCUAAACAUGUGAAGAUAGAAAUCGUCGAAGAAGAAGAAUAUGAUGAUGAUGAUGAUGGUGACAUUUUGACCACAGAGAUGGAACAGAUGCAAAACCUCUUAGAGUUCAAGAAUGAAGAAGUGCAGUUCCUUGAGAAUGAGCUGCAGAGCCAGAAACAGAAGUUCUCGAAGCUGAAGAGCUUCACCAGAAGCCUGCUGAUCGCUGUGAAAAACAAAGACAGACAGAAACAGCGGGAGCUGUUAGCCAGUCUACCUCAGAGAGUGAAUGAGGACUGGGACCUGGGGCUGGAGAACCACAGCGAGUCUGGUGUAGAGACGCCCACCGUCCAGAGAGAGUCCUCUGCAUCAGAGGAGGAGGACCAACGGAUCAGAUGAGACUGUGAACAAACGCAGGGCAGCUUCCACCUCUUC
Messenger RNA from Cyprinus carpio (common carp), 1991 nucleotides. RefSeq names its product highly divergent homeobox. Gene Ontology annotation, biological process: regulation of transcription by RNA polymerase II. The record is from RefSeq and is a predicted model, not a curated record. NCBI's taxonomy places the organism in Eukaryota, Metazoa, Chordata, Actinopteri, Cypriniformes, Cyprinidae. The transcript has 11 exons. Gene Ontology annotation, molecular function: RNA polymerase II cis-regulatory region sequence-specific DNA binding; DNA-binding transcription factor activity, RNA polymerase II-specific.